Molecule: messenger RNA, 5862 nt
Organism: Dicrocoelium dendriticum
Lineage: Eukaryota; Metazoa; Platyhelminthes; Trematoda; Plagiorchiida; Dicrocoeliidae
Source: the annotation of a GenBank genome assembly
ACUCGUUAUAGCGGGUAUUUCAGAAAAGUUAUGUGAUCACUGCAGUUUUACGCCUUAACUAACUGUGAUUGUGCUACAUCUUUUGUAAAAAGAGCGCAUAUCAUAAAUUUAUACCCAGCUGGUCUUAUACGGAGUGUCAACGUACCGAAGACCACCUUAUCCCUUAACUUCCUACUGCAGUGAAAACUGGCUGGAAUUAACGUGGAAUACUUGCGUCUUCACAUACUCAGACAUAUUUGAUAAAUGCAUGUGUAUUAUUCAAAGCAGUUUUUCGACAAAAUCUAAUGUCGAUGAGCUUUACUAUGCGCCAGAAUCGACCACCUUGGACUUACGAAAGAAUGAGAACCGUUACUUCUCAGUAAAAAUUGACCAAAGGGUUCCGGGCGGCUUAUAGUACUCAACUACAAUAGUCAGCUUUUUGAUUAAUUGCCAUCCAGGUCUCAAUGAAAGUCACCGUUUGCUUCGGAACAAUCAAAGUUGUAGUUCCAUGUGGACAAGGUAAUAUGCUGAUUAGAGACUUGGCAAACAUGGCUGUGAUGAGGUAUCAAAAGUCGGUAGCACAGAAUCGUGCCCAUGAAGGAGUUGACCCGCUCACAAGCCGUAUCGUCACACCAAUACUUCCCCAGUCGGCAGAACCCCGUGGUUCCAAAGGCCCGAGUAGGUUACAGCUAAUUGAUGGAAGCAUGUGUGUGGUAAACGCGCUCACUCUGGCUCGAGAUGGUGGCAUACUGGACUGGGAUGAUCGAGUUAUCGACGUGCUGGACGACAGAGAGAUGCUGGUUGCACAUUACCAUAUCAAGCCAUCACCUUCGAAUACAAGUCUUUCCGAUCAUUCCAGUCCUUUGUCUUCCUCCACAUGUAAUAUGGCUGCUAUUACCCGGUGUAAUGGGGAAGAUAGGUCAUCGUCGCAGGAGAUUUCACCAAGUUGCAGUCUACCUCAACGAGCAACAAUGAACGAACCAACUCAGCUGUUAAACCGGAAUCACCCCCCGCCUCCUGCUGUCCCUUACUCUGAAGGCCAAGCGAAUUUGUUACUCACAUCUGCGCCAGGUUUCAGCGUUCCACCACCCCCACCACCUUUGAGGAUUUCGAAGAGAGUUCCUGCAGAAGGCCAAGAGGUUGCCGCAUCACUCCCUGCUAUGGCAACAUUUCGUGGCCUAAGCUCAUGCUUCCAAACGGAUCGUCCAGCACCCCCACCACCUUUACCGGUCCAAUCUUCAUCACCGAAUUCGAAGCCCCUUUUCUUAUCUCUGCCCUUAACCUUUGCUGACAAGAAAACGUCAUCUGAAGGAUGCUGUAGUGAGAAAAAUGAUCAUACUGGGCAGCAGCUUACUGAAGGGUCGCCCGCUGUGUCCUGUGUUUGCACGGAAGCUCCUGCAACGGUAAACAACACAACAUCGACAAGUGCUCCGUCAAUAUUAUCAUCCACGACUGCGACUAACACAAUGCACUCUGCCAUCCUCUUAGGUUGUCUGCCAAGCCUCCAGACGAACCAGAAUUGUGAUCAGGACAUCCUGGCUCAAACGAUUGUUACUGACAAAGAGGUGAAGCAUAGUCAGCUCUGUUUCGAAUGGCCGUUGGAUCCCAUUCCUGUCACUUGCUGUUCAGUAGCACCGGGGUUGUCGCCAUCACCACAAUUUGUUGGCACGAUAAACUCGCCUGUGCCACCUUACCCGCCGCUGAGGUUGAUGCAAAACUUGACCUCUUCAAGCUUGGACAGCUCCACUUUGUCAACAGUGCCGGAGGAGGACGAUCUGGGUGUGAGUAGUCCGAAUCGUGGUACUUCACCGUCAUUGCAACGAACGCCUGUUCAGACUGACACAACUAGGAAGACGAAUAGUCAAUCCAACACAUCGUCCACUUCUUCCACAACCCAGUCACAACCAGAGCCACAACGAACGCCCGUUUCUCGCCUUUGUGAACACUGCUCAGAAGCUAGGAAUUCACCAUCAAGCUCAGCCUCACAAAAUGCUAAUUUACACGCAGAACCCAGUUUGAACUAUCACAGUCUAACGAGGCCUAACCGCAAAAUAAAGCGGCGGCGUGUUCCUAGGGCCCCGGCACCACCGCCACCGAUGCCUGUAAUGCGAUGCGCAUCCCCAAUUCAGUCAUCUAGCUCCAGCAGUUCGGGUAGCCCGCCACAUGGAACAGAUAAUCCCACUGUCCGCCGCAGAACUGCCACUGCGGAUCAGACAAAUAGGAGCGACACGUGUGAACUCGGUGAAGACCAUUCCAGAUCCAGUGGCAUCACAGACUCACUGGUAGCUGCAACCGGAACGAACUUACCUCAACAGGGCUCAAGCAACGUUGACUGUUGCAACAGACUGUCCUGUGAACUGGAGACCCAAACACUUAGCUGCAGUUCAGAGGACACACAACCUCGAACCACGUCUGCCUCGCUAACGUUUGUCAGUAGCCCGUGCAACACAACCUACAGAUCGAUUGCGAACGUCCACUGCCCGCUAUCCACGCACUGGAGUUCCACCACAGACUGCAUUCCGGGUUACUCCCCAAAAGAGCUUGCAGACGCGGAAAAAUGCCUCCAGGCGCACCAUUCACAAUGUGGAAAGAAGGUGACCGAGUCCGAACGAAAGCUUUCCAUGGACGAAGAACGUGCAUUCUCCAUGCGACCACCUGCACCGCCUAAACGAUCUCCUCUCACGAUGCUCACAGGGAUGUCUUUUAUGAUGCCCUGCGAUCGCAUAUUUGGUUUAGAGGAUCGCAGCGGAAAAUCUAAUGGCGGUCGAUUUCGUCCAGGAUACAAAGGAACUGAGACAGAGUCCCUUGACUUUGCACAUUGGAAUAAGGAAGGCCGGACUCACAGCUGUGAAGAUGUGUCGCGGUCACAGUGUGAUUCAGUUCGAUCCAGUGACCACGACGAAGUGGCGCCUGAUCUCAGCUCAAUGGGUGAGGAAAAUGAAGAGACCCACAGGCUAGCUGCGGUUGCUGAAAAUGAAGUGCUUCACAUGACUGAGUUGCUGUCAGAACGGCGGGAGUCUGAGGCCAGACGUCACUUGAUGUUGGCCGAACUUGAGGCGGACAUAGAAAGAGAUCAUCGGUUGCAGGCAGCGGAAAACGCUUUGGCUUUGGCAGCUGUCAGUAGCUUGAGUCCCCGAAAAAGUGCAAUUCUAAAGCAACCUGAUCGAUUGCGUGCUUCGGUACGUUGUCCGAAGCAUGGACCUCACGGGGUUGAGAUUUCUACUACCUCUGGGUCGUCUAAGCGAUUUGAUAUGGAAGAAGAUUUGCUCAUUCCAGUGACAAAGACUCCAUCAGGCUUUGGAUUUAGCUUGACCACGAGGCCGCUACGACCUUAUAGUGGUGAUUCGUCAGCAUCCUCCUCCUCUAUCCCAUGCAGUUUACGAGAAUCCACCGCUGUGUGUGUGAAAAGUAUCCUACCGGGUGGCUCUGCCUUGAAAGGUGGACAGCUGUGUUUGGGUGAUCGUUUAAUACAAAUAGACGGUCAAGAUGUUACGGACAAAACUCAAACCCAAAUAGUCCAUUUACUAAGAGUGAAACCGGUGGGCAAUGUGGUUCAUUUACGAGUACGCCGGCUCCGCUUUCCCUCACUGGACUCCUUAUCGACACCCCGUCACUGGUCUUCUGGUACCUCCCAAUGUCCUGUCUGUGUUCCACGCAAACUGCCAGCAGGGAGUCCAGUCAAAACUUGUCCCGAUGGCUGUCCCUAUCGGUUAUACGCAGGUGAUACUAUUGGCUCACAAAAUCCCUACGAUCCACGCGUAGCUGGUUCCGCUUCCGCACAUAGGGUGCCCAAUCAAAUUUACCACACGUUGUCCACGGCAAAAGUUCGUUCGACGCCGUUUCCCGACAGUCGACCGCCCGAGAAACCUACCUACCGUUGUGCCUCUCCCACUCUACCACUCCGUGGAUCUAACUGGACUGAUGAAUUUCCUGAGCUGGUGAGAACAGCGGAGUACCCACCGUAUCCAGAUGUGUUUAUCCUGCAGUUGGACAUAUCACUGUCAACAAGCACUAUCAUCAAAGAAGAUAGACGCCUCCGGUUAGAAGGAAAACAGGCGGGAGAAGGGACAAGCAGUUCUACUUCAACAACUGGUAAGAUUUCGCGACGCAUGCGACUGGGAGUUAGCGUCCGAGAAACGUGCUCUUCCAGGGCAUCCAAGAUUGCUGAGAGGGGCUUCGAUGCAAAUUGGGACAAAAUCAACUCUAUGCAUAUUGGUCGAAUCGACGAAUACUGGUCCGUGGCGGAUUCCAUAUAUGGAGGCGUGUUAGUCAAAGGAGUCAUUGAAGGUGGCGCGGCCCAUAAGGACGGACGUCUACGGGUGGGUGAUGAGUUGCUGGAGGUAAAUGGUGUAUCACUUAUCAACAAAUCCAAUCCACUGGCUCUCUUGCGUUCAGUGCUCCGUCGGACCACAUCUCCGAACAAGAAGGACCCACCUGUCACUUCAGACAGUGAUAUUACAAGUGCGAGCUGUAACACCGAACUACCGAAAUCCUUGCCUGUUGUCAGACUGUUGGUGGCACGACAAAUGCGUCACCGCAGAUCAGCUUCUGGUCACACGCUGGCCUCAAACUCCGAGUUGUGGACCGAGGCUUCCUCCAUUAGCACUGUGAUGACCAGUGCAACAAAUCAGCCAUGUCAACCAAUGGGCCUGGCGAUGGACGCGGUGAGCGAUCACUCCGCACAGUUUGUCCGAGGAGAGGUGGCCAAUAGCCCACAUGAACGACCGCCAUCCAACCAUUCUGUACUAAUCGCCGCCGAAGUUCAUUCCCAGCUCCUGGCGGAUGUAGACGACGAACCUGAUAUGACAAGCUCCACUCGUAGCGGUAAAACGGAACCUAUUCAAGUUGAAGUCACUGCCCGGGGAAAUUCAAAAGCUCCACAACAUCUGGUCGUUACAGCUUCCGCGCCAGCACCCUUGCCAGGCAACGGUACUGUCUUAAAGACAUUGUUAAGCAAACCAUCAUGAUUGUGCACCCGUUUUCUACCUCUGCAUCAGUCUUUUAUGGACGCACUACUGACAAAUACCCCUUCCUCUAUGCCUGUCGGAGUGACUCCACGUUACCAAGAAAAACUACGAGUAUUUCAACAGAAGCUGCCUUUACAACGUCCAACUUCACAUUGUACCAAAGACGGUACUUACUCCAAGGCGUCACAUUCUACGAAGAGUCUACCAAACCUGCCGACCUGGUUCCUCCGAGUGGUUAUUGCUAGCUCCUAGAGUUUUGAUCUAUUCUAUUGUCCAGGUGGACUCAAAGUAGAUCACCUCGCUUUCUUCGCCAUUUUUAUAUUCAUCAUGAUGCACAUUAAUAUUUAGUACUGUGGUAAAAUUUCAAAUCAUUAUUUAGUUGUUAUUAACAACAUUCAGAGAUUAUUUCUUCUUUGCUCAUGACAUUUCUUACACAACUUGAUAAUUACGUCCAAAUGCUUCAGCUCAUCUUUGCAGACAGCCAGGUAUUUGUUCAUCAUAGGAGACCCUUUUGUAUAUUGUCACGAAUGAUUUCGGGCCUAAUGCUGUGAGAAUCCGCAACAUAGAUUUCCCUUCAGCCCUCCCUCCUCACUCACCCACAAUACGCCUCUUCCAUCAACAGCUAUUGAUCCGAAACCCCAACUGGAGUUUGAUGUCGGGGAUAUUUUUUCACUUCCCCCAAGUGUUUUCAUGUGAAAUUUCCCAGAUGACACUGAAUUGUAUCAAUUAUUCCCUCAUUCUUAUGUAUAUAGCAAUGUAUCCAGCAGCCAGUAACGCAAAGCAAAAAGUGUACCUAAGAACUUAAACAAUUCUUCUGACUUGUACGGCUGUUUCCCUAGUCGAGAUGGCCCGCAAACUUGGUUUGUUCAGCUGCCAACUGUGUCCACACCGCUUUUACAAGUACAAAUUACAGCUG